Molecule: messenger RNA, 620 nt
Organism: Felis catus (domestic cat)
Lineage: Eukaryota; Metazoa; Chordata; Mammalia; Carnivora; Felidae
Product: high mobility group protein B1-like
Exons: 1
Coding region: 2-466 (154 amino acids)
Biological process (GO): regulation of transcription by RNA polymerase II
Molecular function (GO): DNA binding, bending
Source: RefSeq, a predicted model, not a curated record
CAUGGGCAAAGGAGAUCCUAAGAAGCCAACAGGAAAAAUGUCAUCAUAUGCAUUCUUUGUGCAAACUUGCCUAGAGGAGCACAAGAAGAAGCACCCAGAUGCUCCAGUCGGCUUCUGGGAAUUUUUUGAGAAGUGCUCAGAGAGGUGCAAGACCAUGUCUGCUAAAGAGAAAGGAAAAUUUGAAGACAUGGCAAAGGCGGACAAGGCCCAUUAUGAAAGAGAAAUGAAAACUUAUAUCCCCCCUAAAGGGGAAACAAAAAAGAAGUUUAAGGAUCCCAUUGCCCCCGAGAGAUUUCCUUCAGCCUUUUUCUUGUUUUGUUCUGAGUAUUGCCCUCAAAUCAAAGGAGAACACUCUGGCCUAUCCAUUGGUAAUGUUGCAAAGAAACUGGGAGAGAUGUGGAAUAACUCUGCCGCAGAUGAUGAGCAGCCUUAUGAAAAGAAGGCUAAGGAUAUUGCUGCAUACUGAGCUAAAGAAAAGCCUGAUGCGGCUACAAAGAGAGUCGUCAAGCCAAAAAAAAGCAAAAAAAAAAGAAGGAAAAGGAGGAGGACCAGGAAGAUGAAGACGAUGAUGGUGAAUAAGUUGGUUCUAGAACAGUUUUUUUCCUUGUCUAUAAAGCAUU